UUUUAAAAUCUCAGAAAGCCCGACGUACACGAGAGCACAGAGGAUCGUCGAUGAACACAACACGGCGGCGGCUGAUAAGAAGGGAGAGAAUAAUUGAACAUAGAUUCCUCUGCGAUCUCAGUGUUUGAUGCAGAAGUAAGUGUUGGCGGGGGCGAUGAAUGCGGCGGCGGCGGAAGGAGAUGAGGAGACGGCCGAGGCGCAGUACGUUAGGGCGAAGACUUCGGUCUGGUGGGACAUAGAGAAUUGCCAGGUUCCUAAGGGCUUGGACGCUCACGGGAUUGCGCAGAACAUCAGUUCGGCGCUGGUGAAGAUGAACUACUGUGGUCCUGUCUCCAUCUCCGCCUAUGGCGACACUAAUCGUAUCCCUCCCUCGAUUCAGCAUGCCCUCUCCUCCACCGGAAUCGCACUCAAUCACGUUCCCUCUGGGGUGAAAGAUGCGAGUGACAAGAAGAUUCUGGUGGACAUGUUGUUCUGGGCAGUGGAUAACUCUGCGCCUGCGAAUUUUAUGCUCAUUUCCGGUGAUAGGGACUUCUCUAACGCCCUUCACCAGUUGCGUAUGAGGAGGUACAAUAUUCUUCUUGCUCAGCCCCAGAAGGCCUCAGCCGCUUUGGUUGCUGCUGCAAAGACUGUUUGGCUUUGGACCAACCUGGUAGUUGGAGGACCACCUCUCAGCCGAGGUGAAUCCUCUCAACUUGUCCCCAAUGGACGUUUUCCUUCUGACUCUGAGGUAUCAUCUCAUCCGGGUUCUGAACAAGUUUUGUCCAGCCAAUCCGUGGAUCCAAAUUCGGAUGCCAGAAGGAUUCUAGAUAACAAAAACAAAGUAAACUAUAUUCCAAAACCAUCAAGUCCGGCUGCCAUGUCGAGGUUUCAGGAAAGCAAGCAACCUGCACAAGGAAAGCAGUUUAAGAAAGCUCCGCAUGAGUUCUUUGGCAGAAGUGACCUGGUUUCUACAAGCUGGCCUGCUACUAAUAUUUUACCUAACACCACCCCUUUGGGCAAUACCAUCAACAGCGUGACUAGUCAUCCUCAGAAUCAUUACCAUUAUCCUCCUACUGUUCGGCCAAGUCCUCUACCCGUGCAACAGCCUUACCAUAACCCUGACCCUUCCUGGAAUGGUGGAAAUAACAUCUCAAACAAUGGUCAGAACCAUUACCCUAAUCCUGCAAUGCCAGGUGGAUUUGCUGUACGGCCGAGUUAUGGCCCGGAUAAUCUGCAGCCUCCUAUUGGUAAUGGUUUCCGUCCAAGAAAUGACGGUCCUAGAUUUCCUGUUGCUUCUGCUACGAAUUUACCUGACAUCAGCAAUCUAAGUUUGUCUCAGUAUCCAAAUCAUUUUCAGAGUUAUCCUAAUUUCAAUCCUCAAGCCAGACAGCAGUUCAGACCGAACGUUCAGUUCCCCUAUCCUCCUAGAUUCAACGGCCCGAAUGACAGAUAUGUUACACAAAGUGGCCAAGCAAUUCAUUCAUGGGUUCCAGGCAAUGCUAUGUGGGGAAAUCCACCAUCUGAGCAUGUGCAAGGCCUUAUUGAUGUCAUCUUGUUUGCUUUAAACACCUUGAAAAAUGAAAAACUCAUGCCUACAGAGCCUAACAUAGCUGACUGCAUUCGAUAUGGAGAUCCCAAUCACCGUGGUACCGACGUCAAGAAGGCUUUGUACAGUGCUAUAGAGCAUCACAUGAUCGUGGUGACAAAUGUGGGUAAACUAAAACUCUACAUUCGCAGAUACGAGGCUCUGUGGAAGUGUGUAAAUCCUUUGGAGGGAGACCAAAAGCAAUACCCAAAAGCAACUUGGGAUAGAAUUCGCCGAUAUCUAACCUCUUCUUCAGGGCGGCUGGCUAUUACAGCAACUCAGUGCAGGUUUGAAGCUGCACAAGUUCUGAAAAGGGAAUGUCUUUACGAGCUUACUUUGGGCGAUGUACUUCAAAUCCUGAAUAUAACAGCGACAUCGAAGAAAUGGAUUGCUCAUCACCAAUCGGGAUGGCAACCCGUUACUAUUACCGCUGCUGCGGAAGAUACAGACGAGGUAUGACUCUAUCGACGUAACGAAGAAGGUGGCUACUCUGUUUACAAAGGAUAGAUAGAUAUAUGUAGUAGCAAAGAUAGGGAACUAGAGGUGUGGACAGUAUUUCAAGUUCAGAAGCUAGAGGAGAAGGCUUAAUAGCAGAUGGAGCAAUACCCAUCCUUCACAUGCUGAAUUGUUUUUUUUUUUCAUUUUCGAAUUGCGUGGAGAUUCUGAAAAUUGAAUUUUCUGCAUCUGCCAUUUCUCUGCUAAUCAUCCCAAUGCCAUUUUCGGACAGGAUUUUGUGUUUCUAUGUAGUACGUUUACUCAAGCCCCUUGAAUUUUU
This is a messenger RNA of Tarenaya hassleriana, 2339 nucleotides long. RefSeq lists its product as uncharacterized. NCBI's taxonomy places the organism in Eukaryota, Viridiplantae, Streptophyta, Magnoliopsida, Brassicales, Cleomaceae. Gene Ontology annotation, molecular function: RNA nuclease activity. The record is from RefSeq and is a predicted model, not a curated record. The transcript is spliced from 3 exons. Gene Ontology annotation, biological process: regulation of gene expression. Gene Ontology annotation, cellular component: peroxisome. The coding region runs from base 155 to 2023 and encodes 622 amino acids.